UCAGCUCUGUGUGAGGAUACAACACCACCACAGAGAAUGAUUACAAGAGAGAUAUCCCUUUAUAUUUUGCUUGGUCAUCUCAUCAUUGUUGGCGUUGCCUCCAACUGUGUCUCUGUUCAUUGUCUGAGAUGUAAUGCGACAGGAGAGACUGCAGAUUCUUGCCAGCUCUGCCUAAAAACUAAGUGCAUUAAUGAUACAUUAUAUGCAAAUAAUUCAUCAAACUGCGAAAAAGCCUUUCAGGUUUCUAUCAACAGCACUGGAUCCGAUGCCAACGAGGGUGAUGACAUCACUCUAACUUGUGUCCAUAACGUUCCCAAUUUGAAUCUGACAAUUGGGUGGACGAAAGACGGGGAGGAAAUGAAGGAAAGCAAAAACAUGAGCAUCCUGGUUCUCUCUAAGGUGCUUUCAUCUAAGGGAGGCCAGUACAUCUGCUAUGUGAAUAGUUCAUGUGGCAAUUACGAGUCUUCUCCAGAGAAAGUCAUUGUAAAAAACAACAAUGUGUUCACCCUGGUGAUCUGUGGCGUCGCAGCUUUGGUCUUGGUCCUGAUUAUGGGUCUGUUAAUGAAGUUCAAGCUGAAAAGAGACAACGCUAAAACCAAAGCAAGGAUGGCACAAAGGGCACUGGAUGGGAGGGCUGGCGGUCCAGUACCAUUCACGCCAAGGGAGUCCUAAAUAAGAAACUGUCACACUCAAAAUGUAUCAAUACUGAUAUUGUUUCACAAUCUGCUGUUGUAGUAUAUGAUAUAGAAAUAAAACCUCUUUAAUCCUUGUCUCAGUGUGUGUGAUCAGGUGAGGUUACGAGUUUACGUAGGGGCCAUUUCUAGACGAGGGUGGAUCAAUUGUGUAACACAGCAUUCAUGUUAACCACACCCACUGACCAGAAAGCCUGUUCAGUUGAGGAAAAGAGCCUAGAAAUGUUUUAAUCCAGACACAGGACAGGCGUGCUCAAACUAAUCCCACUGAAUGCUCUACUCACAGGAAUGCACACUACACAGAGCAGC
Molecule: messenger RNA, 1001 nt
Organism: Seriola aureovittata
Lineage: Eukaryota; Metazoa; Chordata; Actinopteri; Carangiformes; Carangidae
Exons: 8
Coding region: 37-672 (211 amino acids)
Source: RefSeq, a predicted model, not a curated record